This is a messenger RNA of Amborella trichopoda, 1308 nucleotides long. NCBI's taxonomy places the organism in Eukaryota, Viridiplantae, Streptophyta, Magnoliopsida, Amborellales, Amborellaceae. The record is from RefSeq and is a predicted model, not a curated record.
AUGGCAACCUCUUCACAAGAAGAAAUACCCCACCACCACUUUCUUCUCCCUCCCAAUCCUAUGCCUAAAAGAGAAACUUCUUCACAUGAAGAAUACUCCUAUGGACUUCCAAACGAUCUUAUUGAACGAAUCAUCCCAUCGUUGCCUGUAAAAUCCAUCUGCAAGUUUAAGUGCUUGUCAAAAUCAUGGAAACAAUUUCUCUCCUCUCUCUACCUUGCUCGAAUCCAUUAUAUCUCUCAUCGCUUACCUUCUGCCCCUUUUGCCCUCUUCUAUACCAUGAAGGGCUUCUUUUGCCUACGCCUCUCUGAUAUAGUGAACGGCGCAAAGAUACCCCUGAAACCCAUAAAAUUAUUAAGUGGUGAUCAUCACAAGCAAAUCAAUGUAGCAUCGCAUAGCAACGGCUUGGUGUGCUACAUGCCCUGGGAAUUCAAUGAUGCUCUGCCCCUCGCGAUCUGUAACCCCGCAACGCAUGACCACAUUGCCCUCCCUAGGCUCCCACAAUGGUCUAGAAAAUCUAAAGGCCGCAUCCUUGGGUUUUAUUUCAACCCUAGUAGCGUAUCCUUCACAAUUUUGGUGACCUUUUUCCUAUAUACAACGAUUGGUGUUGAGCAUUGGUUGUUUAGCUCCUCCAAUGGAUACUGGAAGAAAAUAACAGAUGGUUUUGAAUUGUUUCCUCAUCCGGCUACUUACUUGUGCAUAAAAGGAAGAUGUUACCGACUCUACAAUGACUAUCAAACAGCUCGCAUCAGGGUUGCAAUCUUUGAUUUGGAUAGAGGGAAGUGGGCAACCCUUGCGUUGCCUUCUGAAGUGAAAGCCUCGGUGACCACUCCCCUUUAUAGAGGCGACGACAAAGACGAGAAGUUCAAAUUAGUGGAGGGUGGGAGUGGAGAUAAGAUUUGCCUGGUUGAUGUGUCCAUAAAAGAAGUGCUAAGGAUUUGGAACCUUUGCCUGUUGGAGGGGAAAGCUGGGGUGAUGGUGUUCCAUUGGGAGGAGAAAGCUAGGGUUGGCCUUUGGAAAGAUUGUGAGCCUCUCCUCUGUUUUCCUUCUAGGGAUAUAAUCUUUCACCAACAUUAUGCAUUAGUAGUGGCUAUGGACCCCUCACUUACGUGUAUAAAGAAUAAAAUAGAGCUUCUACUCUACGAUGUAAGGCGAAAUAAAUUGGUGAAGAGGAGUUCUAUGAAAUUGAAUAUGAGGAGGGGGUUUCUAUGGGUGGGUUAUAAUGGGGAGGAUGGUAAGGACUAUCUAGCAGGGCACAUUCAUGUCUUUCCCUAUCGAGAAACACUCCUCCAUUGCCACUACAAGGAGUAA